AUGGAUGAUCUGCACUUGUUAACCAAUUUUCAUCCUCAGUUGGUGCCAGCUGUCACAGAGCUUGUGAUUGCAGAACUGCUUUACCUGCAAUAUAUGGAUCCCAAAGAACCAAUUUAUCUUUAUAUAAAUUCUACCGGCACAACCCGUGAUGAUGGUGAAACAGUUGGGAUGGAGUCGGAGGGUUUUGCAAUAUAUGAUGCAAUGAUGCAGCUGAAAAAUGAAAUACAAACAGUUGCUGUUGGAGCUGCCAUAGGCCAGGCUUGUCUCCUACUUGCUGCUGGAAAGAAGGGUAGACGGUUCAUGAUGCCACAUGCCAAAGCCAUGAUUCAGCAGCCUCGUGUUCCAUCAUCUGGUUUAAUGCCAGCAAGUGAUGUUCUUAUCCGUGCAAAAGAGGUUGUAACAAAUAGGGACACACUUGUUAAGCUCCUGUCUAGGCACACUGGAAAUUCUAUUGAGACUGUAGCAGACUUGAUGAAGAGGCCAUUUUAUAUGGAUUCUACAAGGGCUAAAGACUUCGGUGUCAUUGACAAGAUUCUUUGGCGUGGUCAAGAGAAGAUAAUGGCUGAUGCUGCCUCACCAGAGGAAUGGGACAGGAUAGCUGGCGUUAAGGUCAUUGAUGGGAUGUAA
This is a messenger RNA of Telopea speciosissima, 627 nucleotides long. RefSeq names its product ATP-dependent Clp protease proteolytic subunit-related protein 3, chloroplastic. Gene Ontology annotation, molecular function: serine-type endopeptidase activity; ATP-dependent peptidase activity; ATPase binding. Gene Ontology annotation, cellular component: endopeptidase Clp complex. Gene Ontology annotation, biological process: protein quality control for misfolded or incompletely synthesized proteins. Lineage: Eukaryota; Viridiplantae; Streptophyta; Magnoliopsida; Proteales; Proteaceae. The transcript is spliced from 8 exons. Bases 1 to 627 code for a protein of 208 amino acids. The record is from RefSeq and is a predicted model, not a curated record.